AUGUUUCGAACUAGUUUAACUAAUUACUUAAAAACGGUUCUGACCCAAAAACGUGGAAAUAGAAUGAUUUUCCAGACAAAAACAAAUGCAAUGAAAGUUAUUCCGGUCCCAGCUGCGGUUGUUGACCCAGCAGAACCUGAAAAAGUACUUCCUGUGGUUGAACAGCACGGUGCAAACCUUAAGCAUUUGAUCACAACUCAUUAUCACACGGAUCACUCUGGUGGAAAUGAGAAACUCGUUUCUCAACGUAAAGAUUUAAUUGUUUAUGGUGGUGAAAAGAAUAUUCCUGCAUUAAAUCAUUUAAUGGAAGAUGGUGAAGAAUUUAGUAUCGGAAACAUUACUGCAAAAGCUCUUUAUACUGCUUGUCAUACUCGAGGAAGUGUCAGCUUUUUUUUGCAAGACAAAGAUGAUAAAGUCGUUUUCACUGAUCAAAUGUACAACUCCUUAAUUAACGUUCUUGGAAAGCUUCCAGAAGAAACCAAAGUUUAUUGUGGUCAUGAAUAUACUAAAAGCAAUCUCAGAUUUGCUGAAUCUAUUGAACCUGAUAAUCAAGUUCUUAAAGAUAAAAUUCAAUGGGCUUCCGAAAAUCAACAAACCAUUCCAAGUACUAUCGGUGAUGAAUUGAAAUUUAAUCCUUUUAUGAGGGUUAAUGUAGAUAGUGUCAAGAAAGCUACUGGAAAGAAUGAUCCGAUUGAAGUUAUGGGAACUUUGAGAGAAAUGAAAAAUAAUUUUAGAUAA
Messenger RNA from Cetraspora pellucida, 738 nucleotides. The record is from the annotation of a GenBank genome assembly. NCBI's taxonomy places the organism in Eukaryota, Fungi, Glomeromycota, Glomeromycetes, Diversisporales, Gigasporaceae.